AUGACGACUGCAUUUCCUCUUCUCCGUCUUCCGUACCUUGUACUUAUGCCUAUCUUGGAACAAAUGGAAUUCAUGGAAAGAAUUGUACUCUCGGUUCUCUCCAAACGGGCCAGAAUGUUCGUGAAACUUCUGAAAAUGAACUGUGGGUAUAUCAUUUUAAGAAUCAAGUAUGGCACCAUCGAGAUGAAAGUGCUGCUUGAUCGCUACAAAGAAUUAAAACUAGAAAUGUAUCCGAGUGGAUAUUUGGAGUUUAGAUAUGAGCAGGAUGUAUUCUUAUGUAACACAAUGAGAGUCCCUCCAAUGGACUAUGCCGGAUGGGUUAUGGACGUCCUGCACUGCGAUUCGAUUCAUAUGUUCAGAAUCGCUGAAAUAUCUCCAUGCAAUAUUUUCCCUCUUCUUGUGAACCUCCCGAAAAUUGAUUGCGUCGAAGUUCACAACGAUUUGUCCGCCGUUUCUCUAGUAAACUCACGGCUUAUAAAAGUUUUGAGAAUCGUUUUGCCAGUAUCUUCUGUAGUUGCCAUUCCCGAUUUCUUCCUAAACCUCAAGUAUCACCGAGAAAUUCUCCAAGGAAAUUUUGACGAAUUGAAAAUGGAAAAUGAUUGGAAAAAAAACGUGCCAAAUCGCAAAAUUAAGUUUUCUCUAAACGAUUUGAGGAUCACAAACGCUAAGACGCUUGAGCUUUUGUACGUCUCUCUUAACGUAAAAGACCUAAACCUCUUUUUCAAGUUGUGGAUGAAGAAAAAAUGUAAUGCUCGACUGGAAUACUUGGGCGUGAGGCAAAAGGGCAAUUUCGAUAAAGAUCUCCUUCUGAAAGGACUCAACGCUGUUCCAGUUCCCAUUGAAAGGAAUCGAACAUUCCGGAUUUUGGGGAAAGUACAACAGCUGCGUUUGGAUGAGGAGACUUCCGCCGAAUUUGAUAUAACAAGAGUCGACGGGAGAACAGCAACAAUCAUAUCCAAUGGAGAUGACACUUUUCAUUUCUACGUUUGGCCAGAAUCUACUAAUGAUGCAACAAAUAUUGAGCCAAAUCAGUUAUCGUUCAUGCGUGUAUUUUCUUGGUUUUCUUCUUUUUACAAUUCAUGUGUUGAUCGUUUCAAAUAA
Molecule: messenger RNA, 1101 nt
Organism: Caenorhabditis remanei
Lineage: Eukaryota; Metazoa; Nematoda; Chromadorea; Rhabditida; Rhabditidae
Exons: 2
Coding region: 1-1101 (366 amino acids)
Molecular function (GO): protein binding
Source: RefSeq, a predicted model, not a curated record